Messenger RNA from Thlaspi arvense, 1233 nucleotides. The record is from the annotation of a GenBank genome assembly. NCBI's taxonomy places the organism in Eukaryota, Viridiplantae, Streptophyta, Magnoliopsida, Brassicales, Brassicaceae.
AUGAGGACCACAGUUAUGUGGUUCGCCCUACCCCUAGGGAAUUUCGAUCUGGGUCGAGCAACUCAAUUCGUGCAAAGAACUUGGUUGCAUCCAAGAAGUGGAUUUUAUACUGUGGGUGAUUUCAUGACUAGAAAAGAGGAUUUACAUGUGGUAAAGCCCACAACAAGCGUGGAUGAAGCUUUGGAAAUUCUAGUAGAGAAAAGAAUAACUGGUUUCCCUGUGAUUGAUGAUGACUGGAAGCUGGUUGGCCUUGUUUCUGAUUAUGACUUGUUAGCUUUGGACUCCAUAUCUGAGCAAUCUCUGGAUGCACUUCCCAUGAAAUAUAUGGCAGGGACAAAGGAGGGGAACAUAGGACUUGACUUUGCAGCUUCUACCCCUGACCUGAAAUUGUCUUCUCUAGGCAUAUUUGUUCAAGGCACAAAGAGAUGCCAUUUAGGUACAAGAAGUAGCAAGGCAAAUCGUUGUGCUUCACCCUGGUCCAGGCAGGUUGCAAGUCCUGUGACUCUCAAUGAUGGGGCUGGAGUUGAUGUGCAGAGCUUAAGGGAGAUUGCUCCCAUAAAAUCGUUCCAUCGAGCCCUAGAAGCCAAGCGAUUGAGCCAUCCAUCAAGCAUCGCCAUCUCCAUUCGAGCGCAGACUGAGCAUCACAGGAGUCCUGAGCCUUCAUCAGCCUUCGUCGAGCCCUUGACCCACCUCGAUCGAGCAUGCAGGAACCAUUCAAACCCAGACCAGUAUCGCAGGAGUAGUGAUUCUUCAUCACCGCCUCCGUUGAGCCCUAGACCGACCUCCAUUGAGCAUGCAGGCACCCUUCGAGCCCAGACAGCUUAUAUACUUUGUGCUAUUUUACCGAAUAGCCACGUUAUUUGCUAUGCGCUAUGCUGCUGUGGCCCUUUGCACUAUGGUGGCGGACAGGCCGAAACAAGUAUGUUCCCAGAAGUUGACAGCACUUGGAAGGGGAGAGGAAGGACAGGGUUUGAGCACCAUGACCUGGGGUGGUGGGAAACAUUUAACGAGGUGCAAAGAUUGCUUAGUAAAACCAAUGGGCAAGUGGUUGGAGAUUUAAUGACACCAGCACCAGUAGUUGUUCGUGAAUCCACUAAUCUGGAGGAUGCUGCUAGAUUAUUGCUGAAAACAAAUAUCGUCGACUUCCUGUGGUGGAUGGGGAGGGUUGGGAUUAUUACAAGAGGAAACAUCAUUAGAGCAGCCCUUCACAUUAAGCAUGCUACCGAAGCAUGA